This is a messenger RNA of Plasmodium gonderi, 876 nucleotides long. RefSeq lists its product as hypothetical. The record is from RefSeq and is a predicted model, not a curated record. Lineage: Eukaryota; Apicomplexa; Aconoidasida; Haemosporida; Plasmodiidae. The transcript has 4 exons. Bases 1 to 876 code for a protein of 291 amino acids.
AUGAAUUUAUACCUUUUACUACUAAAUUGUUUAAUUUUUGGUAAUUUAAGAGGAUCUCAAAGCAGGAGUACAAUAAAUAAUGAAGACACAAUUGGCGUUUCUGAGGAAGCGAUAAAAAAACUAAAAGAAAUUAAAAAACUAGAAUUGGAUAUUCUGAACGACUUUGUGAAGAAGGACACGACACAUGCAGACAUAUACAAACGAUACCACUGCAUAGCAAGUGAUUAUAUCUCAUACGAUUCAAAAUCAACAACAGAAUUCCAAAAAAAUAGCAAUACCAGAAAUGGUAAAUCAAGUGAUGUUCCCAGGGAUAUAAAAACGAACGAACAAAAUUUAAAUGAAAAAGGCGAAAAUUCAAAAAGUUUUGUUGAAAAAAUUAUGUCCUUUGUAGGAAUAUUCAACUAUAAUAAUGUAAGUAACAUAUUUUCUGAACAAGACCAGAAAAUACAUCAAAGAAUAAAAAUUGAUGGUGAUGGAAAUGGUAGUGAAAGCACAAAUAAGGAAGAAAAAAAAGCCGAAAUAACAAAAAAUAAAAAUCCAAAUUCAUAUAUGCAAUUAUCAUCAUCCCUCAGUUUAACAAAAAGAAAUAUGUUCUUGGGAGGUAAAGAAAAUUCUAGUGAACAUUUCGAAGUAGGUAACUUGGGAUCUUUUUAUAUGAUUUUUGGUGCUCGUAAUACAGAUUACCCAUGGGCAUGCACAUGUGAUCCCCUUCAAUUAAUAGAUUACAAGGAAAAAAAGCGAAAUUACGUGUUAUGUAGUAACCAAGUAGAUAUGUCUAUACAGAACUCCGAUUUGUUUUGUAACCCCAAAAACUCUUCGCGUUAUUUUUACUUGUCUUACAUUUUUAUGUUCCUUAUUGUGAUUGUUUGUUUUUGA